Physcomitrium patens is the source of this 2669-nucleotide messenger RNA. Its product is annotated as protein ANTAGONIST OF LIKE HETEROCHROMATIN PROTEIN 1. Lineage: Eukaryota; Viridiplantae; Streptophyta; Bryopsida; Funariales; Funariaceae. The record is from RefSeq and is a predicted model, not a curated record.
UCCGAUCUUUUCCUGUCAACUGGCAUUUGAAAGUUUGAACCUUAGCGCCUUAGUCACAACCUUGCUGUGUGUCGAAGCUUUGCAAGUUGGUGAAUCUGAUCCGAACAGAUCCUUUCUGCAAAGUGUGGCCGAAAAUACUACAUAAAGAGGAAUUCCUUUCAGACGACAUAGUAUCAGUAUGGAAAUGACAUGAUCUAUGCACGAAUUCCUUAAAAGAAUCAAUACAGAAUUGAUGGCACGUCUUGCUUAUGGCAUAGAGGUCGGAUCAUUUUCUGCUCGCCAACUGUAUUUUCCUUGCGUUGAGAUGGUGGUUCUGAUGUUCUUGCUCAGUGUUCCUGCAGUGGAUCUACAAUCUCCUUGUGUUGCAGUGACAUUCGGUGAUUGCCGCGAACUCUUCGUUGCAGUUUCAAAUUGCACCUCGACGUCCAGGACCGCGGCGGCUUCUGGGAAUUGGGCCAAAUCUGAAGCGGACUACAUGUGCUGACAGACGAAACCAUAUUUCAGGAAGGGAUUCUUGUCGAUUCCGAUUUAAUUGUUCUGCCACUCGAUCUAGUCUUCCAAGUUGAACGGUUCAAGUUCAGAAACUGAAAGAGUUAGGGUUAGGGUUAGACUGAAAGUAAUGACAUUUGGCUUCACGUAUUGCCCACAAUAGUUGUCUUGGUGAAUUUCUGCAUGUAGUGGUCUGCAGAGAUUGAGUUGCGUGCAAGAGUACAUCGGUCACGGUAGAAGCUGUGGUCUUGAGGUGGGAAGCGGGAUGGAACUGAGUAAGUUUCUGUUGCUGUUUACGACAACCAAUAUGUUUCUGGCGAGCAAAGGUGAGAUCCAAACAAUGGCAGAUCCCAUGCUUAUCGACUCUGCGCUCACAGAUUUACUCUCAGAUAUGCCCUGGGCCCCGAUUUUCUUUAUCAUUUGCACUGCUGUUCUAGCCACUAUGACGUCGUCCCCACAACACCAAGACGAAUGGUUAAUUCCGGGACAGAGCACGCUCUGGCGGAGGCUCAACAAGCGCGUCGGAGUGUUGAACCCGAUGAUGCAGGAGAAGCAGUGGAUUAAGCACUGUCGAAUGUCGUACCCUGCCUUCGUGUAUUUGGUGGAGGAGCUGCGGCCGUACAUGUUGCCGAAUGCCCAGAUGGUGAGAGAGCCUGUGGAAUUGGAGCUAGCGGUGGCUAUAGUGCUGAAUCGGUUGGCAUCCGGAGCUUCGCCGGCCGUGAUUGGAAACCUCUGGGGUGUGGGAACAGCAACUGUUGUGAAAUACACGAAGCUCGUGACUUCUAUAUUCGCAAGCUGCGAGAAGUUGUACUCCAAGUACAUUGUUGCUCCUACUGGCGAACGACUCGAACGUAUUAGUAAGAAGUUUUUUCAAGUAACGGGCAUUCCGAAUGUUGCUGGUGCCAUCGACGGCACUCACAUUGUGUUACAGAAAAAGCCAGACCGCGCGACUUGCCCUGCUGACUUUUGCUCUGGGGAAGGCAAAGAUGCUUUCUACUCGGUUCUUCUUCAGGGUGUUUGUGAUGCUGAUAAAGUCUUUUGGGACGUGUGUUGUGUUGCGCCCGGCGGGUCGAAUGACUCAGAACACUUAAAGUCAAGCAGUUUGUGGACCAGAUUGUGGGAGAAGGAGGUUCUGAGGGAGCCUGUCAUCAGUUUACAGGGUGUAUCCAUCAGGCCCUAUUUGGUGGGAGAUAAGAACUAUCCUUUACUUCCCUUCUUGAUAAAUCCAUUCGACACUGCUCCAGCAGAAACGCAAGCGGAGUCCCUGUUUGAUGCUCAACUGCAGAAGGGGCAUGCAAGCAUCGUCACAACAUUUGGCAUUCUUAAGAACCGGUGGAACAUUCUGAAGAACCUCAACGUGGACCUCAAGUCUGCUCCUCAAACUAUCGUGGCCUGCUGCGUGCUCCACAAUUUCUGCCAACUGUCUAACCAAUCGGAGCCCAAAAUACAGGUGGAUGAUGCACUCAAUCACAAUGUCCCGGAUCAUUACAGUGACGAUGUUGGAGGGGAGGAGACACGGCAAGCCUUGUUCUUGAAUUGGCUUACGCAACAUCAAAUUUUGAUUUAAAUGUUUCUCCACAGUGAUCACAUAGCAUUAUAUAAGUCUGCAUCACAUCACGCAGAAGAUGUUUGCAACAGUGCCUGGAUCGACCUUAAGGUGAGAAUGGAUGCUGAGGAUUUCUUCAAUGGUCUGCCGAAUUCGAAUGGGAGCUAGACUUGCAUAGACAUCAGUUGGGAAGCAGGUGAAUUACGCUGCAGAUUAGGGCAACGAUAAUCAGAUUGCCAGUACAAAUUUGAACUCUUUUCUCCCGACCAAUGUCCUCAGCGUACUUUGACAGAGGUCGUGAGAGGAGGAUGCUGCUCCGCACACCAUCAAUAUCUAAUGGUGCAAUUCACAUGCAGAAUCAAUACUGGCUCUCACAAAUUGUUGGCUUUUUCCGCAGCCUGGUGUUGUUAUUCUAGCUCGUCAGAGAUUGCUUUUUGUGCGAGAAGUUUCCUUUGACUGGCUGUAGAGUAGCUGGGCAUGUUGGUGACCGUGAUCUUUCUCAGGCGGAUUUACACGUUUCUCCCAAAACACUCAGAUCCCGGGCGGAUUCUUGUUCUUGUCUGGCUCAUAGUCUGCAAUAAAAGUUAACACCUUUGUAGUUGCCACCACUGGGGGUGGCAUUGAGUUCAUCGAU